Coturnix japonica (Japanese quail) is the source of this 427-nucleotide messenger RNA. RefSeq names its product interleukin-4. Gene Ontology annotation, biological process: immune response. Gene Ontology annotation, molecular function: interleukin-4 receptor binding; growth factor activity. NCBI's taxonomy places the organism in Eukaryota, Metazoa, Chordata, Aves, Galliformes, Phasianidae. The record is from RefSeq and is a predicted model, not a curated record. Gene Ontology annotation, cellular component: extracellular region.
CAUGAGCUCCUCACUGCCCACCCUGCUGGCGCUGCUGGUGCUGCUGGUCGGCCCCGGGGCUGUGUGCACGCUGCGCUCACCACGCUCAGUGCUGCUGAUGGAGAGCAUCCGGAUAGUGAAGGACAUGCAGAAAGAGGUUUCCUGUGACAAGAUGAAUGUGACAGAUAUCUUUGCAGGCAAUAAGACAAAUAACAGAACCCAGCUCUUAUGCGAAGCCACCGCAAUUGUUUGGGAGAACCAGCACUGCCACAAGAACCUGCAGGGCCUCUUCCUCAACUUGUGUCAGCUCAUGAAUGCCAGCAGCACAUCCCCCAAGGCACCGUGUCCUGUGGCAGCAGGCAACACUACUUCAAUGAAGAAGUUCCUAGGGCACCUACACAGAUUCCUCCAACAACUAGUAAAAGAGAAGUUAUUGUUUACUUUGUAA